GCAUGCGUAUAGGGAAGGCCGGGAGCUCCGGGCGGAAGUGACAAACCGGGGGCGUGGCCCGGUGGUGAGGCAGCGGCUGCCGUUGGCGGCGAUGGCGGAGGAGGCCAAGGGGGCGUUCAGCGAGCACGAUGACCGGGUGGGCGGGCGCGUCUUCUCGGGCCGGCGGAAGAAGGGCCGGGGCCCGUUCCGGGGCAAGAUGUACAGCGAGGUGACCCUGAGGGCGCGGAGCCGCGGCGGCCGCCCCCACCCCGACGACAACGACAGUGAUGUCCCCAUGAGCGACACACACGACGGCCCCCGAGCCCGAUACUUGCCCUAUGGGCCCCGGCCCAACCGCACGGCCAACAUCCACAUCACGGUCCGGAGGGAUCUGCCUGCACCGGAGCGGAGCAGCGGAUCCAGCCGGGAAGGGGGGCGCAAGAACUGGUUCAAGAUCACGAUCCCCUAUGGCAAGAAGUACGACAAGUCCUGGCUGCUGAGCUCCAUCCAGAACCUCUGCAGCGUCCCCUUCACCCCCGUCGAGUUCCACUACGACCACAACCGGGCUCAGUUCUACGUGGAGGACGCCACCACCGCCAGCGCCCUCAAGCAGGUCUCCCGCAAGAUCACGGACAGGGAUAACUACAAGGUGGUGAUCGUGAUCAACGCCUCGGCGCCGCCUCAGUCCCUGCAGAACCAACUGAAGCCGGAGGAGGUCGAGCAGCUGAAGCUGUGCAUGAGCAAGAGAUACGAUGGCUCCCAGCAAGCUCUGGACCUCAAGAGCCUCCGCGGGGACCCAGACCUCUUGGCACAGAGCAUUGACGUGGUGCUGAACCAGCGCAGCUGCAUGCUGGUGGUGCUGCGCAUCAUUGAGGAAAACAUCCCCGAGCUGCAGUCCCUCAACCUGAGCAGUAACAAGCUCUAUCGCCUCGAUGACCUCUCCGAGCUGGCGCAGAAAGCAGCCGGGCUCAAGAUCCUUGACCUCUCUCGCAAUGAGCUGAAAUCCGAGCGGGAGCUGGACAAGGUGAAGGGGCUGAAGCUGGAGGAGCUGUGGCUGGAUGGGAACCCCCUGUGCGACGCCUUCCGGGACCAGUCCUCCUACAUCAGCUCCGUCAGAGAGAGGUUCCCGAAGCUGCUGCGGCUGGAUGGGCACGAGCUGCCCCCACCGAUCGCCUUCGACGUGGAGGCACCGACAACGCUGCCACCAUGCAAGGGCAGCUACUUCGGCUCUGAUGACCUGAAGGUUUUGGUGCUGAGGUUCCUGCAGCAGUAUUAUUCCAUUUAUGACUCCAGCGACAGGCAGGGCCUGCUGGACGCCUACCAUGACAGCGCCUGCUGCUCCCUCAGCAUCCCCUUCGGACCCCAAAACCCACCCAGGAACAGCUUGAACGAGUACUUUAAGGACAGCAGGAAUGUGAAGAAGCUGAAGGAUCCCACCAUGCGCUUCAAGCUGCUCAAGCACACGCGCCUCAACGUGGUGGCUUUCCUGAACGAGCUGCCCAAGACCCAGCACGACAUCAACUCCUUCAUGGUGGACAUCUGCGCGCAGACGAACACGCUGCUCUGCUUUGUUGUCCAUGGGAUCUUCAAGGAAGUGGAUGGGAAAUCCCGGGAUUCGGUACGAGCCUUCACACGGAUGUUCAUCGCCGUGCCCGCCGGCAACACGGGGCUGUGCAUUGUCAACGACGAGCUCUUCGUGCGCAACGCCACGACCGAGGAGCUGCGCAAAGCGUUCCUGCUGCCCGCGCCCACCCCCUCCUCCAGCCCCGUGCCCACGCUGGCGGCCGAGCAGCAGGAGAUGCUGGCGGCCUUCGCCAUGCAGUCGGGCAUGAACCUCGAGUGGUCCCAGAAGUGCCUGCAGGACAAUGACUGGGACUACAGCCGUGCUGGACAGGUCUUCACCCAGCUUAAGCUGGAAGGGAAGAUCCCAGAGGUGGCGUUCCUCAAGUGAGCGCCGCCCCCCCCCCCCCCCUUCCUCCCCCCUCUUCCCAGCGUUUUAUUCCUCUCGUUUUGUAAAUAAACCAUUCCUGGCCCCAUUCCAA
Molecule: messenger RNA, 2021 nt
Organism: Neopsephotus bourkii (Bourke's parrot)
Lineage: Eukaryota; Metazoa; Chordata; Aves; Psittaciformes; Psittacidae
Gene: NXF1
Product: nuclear RNA export factor 1
Exons: 21
Coding region: 92-1930 (612 amino acids)
Biological process (GO): poly(A)+ mRNA export from nucleus
Cellular component (GO): cytoplasm; nucleus
Molecular function (GO): protein binding; RNA binding
Source: RefSeq, a predicted model, not a curated record